AUGGAGCUUUCUGACACAUUGAGUCGAGCGUAUCUUCAUGAAGGUGGAAUCCCGGUCGAAAUUGAAGUAGAGUCGAUCAAUGUGAUGCACAGUUUACUCGUUGACUCAGCAAGAUUGGAUGUUAUCAGAGCGAGUAUGGAAACUGAUGAACGAAUGCAAGAGCUGAAGAAAGUCAUUUUGAAGGGUUGGCCAGAUAAGAGAAGUGACGUUCCAGGGCAAGCGAGACAAUAUUUUGGUGUACGUGACGAAUUGACAGUUCAAGAGGGUUUGAUUUUUCGAGGUGAAAGAAUGUUAGUUCCAAAUGAUCUGAGAAAGCAGAUGAUUCAACGUAUUCAUUCGACUCAUAUAGGGGCGGACGGAUGUCUAGGUCGUGCAAGAGAAUCUAUCUAUUGGCCAGGAUUGACCAGAGAUAUUAAAGAUCACACUGCACAGUGCGAUGUAUGUAGAUCGUUUGACAAUAAGCAAUCCAAAGAAACACUGAGAUCUCACAAAGUGCCCAAUAGACCAUGGGCAAAAGUAGGAGUUAAUAUUUUUUACGUUUAAUGAACGAAAUUAUCUGAUAACUGUUAACAAUUUUUCAGGUUUUUGGGAAAUAGAUCUUCUAGAGAAUGUCAAGGCGAAAACGGUGAUUCGGAAGAUGAAAUCUAAAUUCGCGAGGUACGGAGUUCCAGAUUUGUGUGUGUCCGACAAUGGUCCGCAGUUCGUGUCCGAGGAGUAUCAUAAGAUCAGCGAGAGUUGGAAGUUUCAGAGAGUUACAUCUUCUCCCAGACAUCCUCAGAGCAAUGGUCGUGUAGAAAACGCAGUCCAAGCAGUGAAACGUGGAUAA
Molecule: messenger RNA, 826 nt
Organism: Paramuricea clavata
Lineage: Eukaryota; Metazoa; Cnidaria; Anthozoa; Malacalcyonacea; Plexauridae
Source: the annotation of a GenBank genome assembly